Messenger RNA from Pyrenophora tritici-repentis Pt-1C-BFP, 1875 nucleotides. Its product is annotated as CAP10 domain containing protein. Lineage: Eukaryota; Fungi; Ascomycota; Dothideomycetes; Pleosporales; Pleosporaceae. The record is from RefSeq and is a predicted model, not a curated record.
AUGUUCCGAAGAUGCGCUCAAUACAUGGGUCAUCGCAAUGCUGCCUACAUUGUGUUCGGCUUGGGUGUAUUACUUCUUUGUAAUGGCAUGGUGACGCUCUGGCAGAUCCGCACUCCCUUGCAGCCCUCACAUCGCACCGCGCUAAGCGUUCCUGAGUCAGGGCGCAGCCACCCCAUUCACAGACUGAUAGCGGAAGCAGAGAGUAGCUUUAAUGAGCUGAUGUCAGGGUAUACGCAUGAUCUGGUGUCGGCGACAAAAGCGUAUCGACAAAAGCGUGGUCGCCACCCGCCGCCGGGUUUCGAUCUCUGGUUCCAAUAUGCCCAGGAAAAUGGCGCGCUCGUCAUUGAAGAGCUGUUUGAUCAGAUCCACGUUGAUCUGGCCCCAUUCUGGGGAGCGCCUGCAAGCAGUAUGCGGGAUUUUGCAAGGCAAUUUGAACAUCGGAUUUCUAUAAGAAACGGGUCGGCCUACAUGACUCAGAAACACGACCAGGGGACUGCAACAGGACGCAUGGAUGCAUGGCUAGAGAUGAUCGAGAGCAUCGCGCACCUACUUCCGGAUUUGGACAUGGCUAUGAAUAUCAUGGACGAGAGUCGCGUGGUCGUACCCUGGGAAGAUGCUAGCAGAUACCUCCAAAGCGAACGCCAAACAAAGAAGCUCCUUGCCUAUGACAAGGUCUCUUCACGAUAUAGCAGCAUGAACGCCUCAAAUCAAGUGUCUAGGCUGUCUCAUGUGGAAUGGUUAGGGCCAGAAGAAGAACCUUAUUGGGACAUGGCGCGGAUCGCAUGCGCACCCGACUCACCAGCCCGCUAUCAAGCAGCUUCCACGAACUUCACCGGGCCUCCACCAAUACAAUCAGCUUACCCAGCUCACUUAUAUCGGGGCUAUAUUCAAAACUGGACUCAUGCCAGAGACCCUUGUCAGCAAAAACAUCUGCAAGAGUCACAUGGCACAUUCAUUGAACCGAUAUCGAUAUCGACAACGCGCUCUUUGGUUCCCAUUUUCGGUGAAUCAAAAUUGCAGCUCAACUCAGAUAUUCUUAUACCAGCAGCUGCCUACCUAUCCGAGAAUUUUAGUGGGGGAGACUACUCUGACUCACAAACGCAUGGCGGCGAGUGGUCAGCCAAGGUAUCGGGUACUGUGUGGCGAGGUGUUGCCAGCGGAGGUCGUAACAAGGAAGAAAACUGGACUCGCUUCCAUCGACACCGCUUCGUUACCAUGUUGAAUGGAACUUAUGUGGAUAAAGUCGAAACAGAUUCCGAUGCCGUGGCAAAAGGUCGAACAUUCAAUCUGCAAUCAUACGCGACCUAUCAACUCAGUGCAACAAAACACAUGAAUCUAGGCCGCUGGCUCAAUCAAAUUGCCAAUGUUGGUUUCACAGACAUGCUCUGCUGGCCACGGACCGACAAGCCUAACUGCGAUUACACGAAUCCCUAUCUCAAAAUUGUCGACAAGGUCCCCAUGUCAGAACAGUACAAGUACAAGCUUCUUCCAGACAUUGACGGCAACUCUUUCUCGGGACGCUACCUUGCAUAUCUCCGUUCGACGUCAGUACCAAUCAAAGCGACCAUCUACUCUGAGUGGCACGACGACCGUAUCAUACCAUGGCUGCACUUUGUACCGAUGGAUAACUCAUACGUUGAUGUUUACGGCAUACUAGACUACUUCUUAGGCACUGGAGACAGCCACAUGGUGGUAUCCAACGGCGCCCACGAUGAAGCAGCUAAGAAGAUAGCGCUUCGGGGCCAGGAAUGGGCGAACAAGGUACUACGCAAAGAGGAUAUGCAUGUAUACACGUUUCGCCUACUUUUGGAGUAUGCAAGGCUUUGCGAUGACAACAGAGAACGACUGGGCUUCGUGGAGGACUUGAGAGCAUAG